Molecule: messenger RNA, 1086 nt
Organism: Orycteropus afer afer
Lineage: Eukaryota; Metazoa; Chordata; Mammalia; Tubulidentata; Orycteropodidae
Gene: CMTR2
Product: cap methyltransferase 2
Biological process (GO): 7-methylguanosine mRNA capping
Cellular component (GO): nucleus; cytoplasm
Molecular function (GO): methyltransferase cap1 activity
Source: RefSeq, a predicted model, not a curated record
AUGGGAAGAGAGGAACAGGCAAAGCUAAAUAAUUUAAGGGACUGUGCUGUACAAUAUUUCAUGCAGAAGUUUCAAUUGAAGCCUCUUUCCAGAAAUAAUUGGCUAGUAAAAAGAUCUAAUAUUGGUUGUAGUACAAAUACAAAAUGGUUUGGGCAGAGGAACAGAUAUUUUAAAACCUACAAUGAAAGGAAGAUGCUAGAAACCCUUUCAUGGAAAGAUAAGUUGGCUAAAGGAUACUUUAAUAGUUGGGCUGAAGAACAUGCUGUAUAUCAUCCUGGGCAGAGUUCUCUUUUAGAAAGGACAGAUUCCAAUCUCGAAUGUCACUUAUGGCAUAUUUUAGAGGGAAAGAAACUGCCAAAGGUAAAGUGUUCUCCAUUUUGUGAUGGUGAAAUUUUAAAGACUCUAAAUGAGGUAAUUGAAAAGUCAUUAGAGGGCACUUUGAAUUUGGAUUCCAAGUUUAGGCCAAAACAGCAGUAUUGUUCUUGUCAUGUUUUUUCUGAAGAACUGAUACUUUCUCAAUUGUUUAGCCUUACCAAGUGUCUUCAGGAUGAGCAGGUUGUAAGACCCAGCAAUCAAAUAAAGUGCCUGCUUGUAGGUUUGCCACCUUUCCGUGAUAUCAAAAUGAAUGUACCAUUGGAAGUUCAGUUCCUGGAAUCACCUGAACUCUUGACUUUCACCUGCUCAUUGCUUCAUGAUGGAGACCCAAAAUACCAGCAAUUAUUUUUACAUUCAUUGCUACAUUCAUUACGGCAGCUUCAUGCAGGAGAUGCUUUGAUUUUGCCUAUACUUUCUUGUUUCACAAGAUUUAUGGCUGGUUUGAUCUUUGUACUCAAAGGCUGUUUUCAAUUUAUCACAUUUUCUUGUCCCACAUCCUCUGAGCCUCUGAGAAGUUGUGCAGUCUUGCUGUGUGUUGGCUUUCAGGACUUUCCAAAUCCAGUUUUCCAGUAUCUACAGAAUGUGAAUGAAUUGUUGAGCACAUUGCUCAACUCUGAUGCCCCCCAGCAGGUUUUACAGUUUGUGCCAAUGGAGGUGCUCCUGCAAGGGGCACUACGAUUUUUUGUGGGAUUUGAAUGCUGCCAUUGCUAA